AGAAAGAGCAUCGACACAAUUCUCCCCUAAAGAGAUAGUAGUACGUACGAAUAAACGGUCCAGAAUUUCGCAAUAUGAAAGAACUUAUUUCCAUCGGUAACAUCUGUGAAUGAUGUUCAUCUGUGGAUUAACGUGCCAUUAGUACAAACGGUGAAUCAUAACGGAGACUGGAGUAACUCGAGGGUGCUUUAGUUUGUAACUCUCAACAGAAGAGAAAAACAGAAGAAACAGUACGAGCAAGACGUCUCUGAAAUCAGAUAUCCGCUAAGAGGCGGUGUCAGAAAAAUUUCGAGCUCGGAUAAAGGAAUUAAAGAAAACUGGCAGCCCUGACGAGUUGCGUUUCAACUAUGAUGGAUGAAGACGAUCAAGAAGAACUUCGUUGUGCCGGAAGUGACGUUGAGAUCGAAGAAUACACGGACACCGAAGAUUCGCCAUACGCGGCUUAUCAAUCAACGGAUAAGCUCUUCGACACCGAUCAACCAGGAUGGCAGAAAUUCAGCUUUCUCGCAACUCUCGUUGCCCUCGUUAUUUCUGUCACUAUAGCAAUUAUCAGUUACCCUCUUUAUCUCGAGAGCGUCAGCGAAGUCUCGAACGCCUACGCCGGACUCCUAUUCAUCUCCUUUUCUGCGGUUUGCAUCCUUGGACUGGCGUACUUUGUGGUCGAAAGAAUUUCACCACCACCGCCUUUGGUACCCAACAGCAUGAGAGUCAAAAUAUCCCGAUCUAGUCUGCUCAAAAUGAGCGGGAUUUAUGCGCUCGCUGGCAUCCUGGGCACAUUGCCGUUGGACCAAGAUAGAGUCCUGUGCCAUCUUCAGGAUCCUAUCAAAGGGAUAACUCUCGUCUUUUCGCUCGUCUACUAUUUCUUCUUCUGCAGAAAAAUGAUGAGUCUGCAACGAAUUUUCUCCAGCACGACGAUAAUCGUGGGAUUAUUUAUAAGCGUCGAUUACGGUCUUUGCGAUGAAUUUCGUUGUCGAGGUCGCGAAGUUUCAGCUCACACGGUAACGAUGCGUGGUUCCUGGGGAAUAAGAGCAGUCUGGACAUUCGUCUACGUCGGAUCGCUGGCUGUAUUCGCAAUGUUUUUCACGAUGCUCGAACGCCAUUUCACGACAGGACAACAAAACGUGUGCCAACUUUUGACGACGCAACAGAAUUCAUUUUUAUAUACGGUUUCCCGACUCGUUUCAUCCCGGGACAUUAGACGCCGCGGUUCCGAGGACGAAGGUGGACGUUUGUUGCACGUCACCGAUCCCGAUCCGACGAUAAAACCAAAAAACUUUCCUAAGCCACCGGUUCUUCAGACCGUUUUUUACAUCCACGCAGUCUCCUUCGCGAUGAUUCUCGGCGUUUGUUGGAUCGACACUUUACCGGGAAUCGGAAGGGGUCUUCCACCUAAGGAACUGUACGAGACCAUGCAGCGCGGGCUAAUUUGUCAUUUGCGUGGUGAUAAUACGUGCUCGAAUAUUCCCAGUCACGGAUGGAUAUUUCUCUUCGCAUAUGUUUUAUUCAUCAUAUCGAUGGUGAACUUUCUAUCGAUGUGCGAGAGUGCAGUCUUCACCGUUGCUGCAGCCACCGUCUCAUUGCCACUUUCUGGUAUUUGGUGGAGUAUCUACAAGAUGGACGUUGGAUCCAACGGAGGCACGAUUUCUUGGGCACCUGGAGUAACAGGUGAAUUGAUAUGUGCUCUUCUUGGUCUUCCGGUCGUCUUACUCGGUCUGGGUCUUCUGAUAAGGUCGCAUUUUCGUGAUAGCCAGUCGUCUUAUCAGAACGUCGCACCGCCUGAGGUGCCGAGGGAUACGUGUCAAAGAUGAAUCUUCCAAGAAGAGAAUAAUAAAGUUACAAAGGUACGGGAAUGUAGUUGAGUUAAAGGGUCGAAUCGAUCGAAAAUAGGAUAAGUGUACUUAGAUGCAAAAAGAAAAAAAAAUCUAAAAUGAAAACCGUUAGAUAAUUAACGCAAUUUGUUAAAAAAAAAGACAAAAAAGCUAAAAAUAAAUCGACGAUUCGUAACGAUGACAAAACAGAUGAAAGAGGAGAGAAGACACGCAGUAAAACAAAAACAUGUUUGCGCACGAGGUCACUUGUUUUAUAACUUGUAAUAUUGCCAAAGUAAACGUACAUUGGAGCCAUGCAGUUAUUGCCAAUUUAUAUUUUAUUUUGAUAACGCAAUUGAGAAUAAAUUUUAUAUUUCCAAUCGUUGUCAAAAUGCAGCAGCGAGUGUCAGGUAAAUACUACUAAUAAAUAUCCAUUAGUAUGAGAGAAGACAAAAAAAAAACAAGACUAAUAUAAAUAAAGUUGGUGAUAGGGCGAUGUAAGUGAAAGUAGAUUUAUAGACUAAAUUUUUGGGCGAAGCGUGUAAAAUUAUGAAAGUUUAUUUGAUUUUCUUUUCAUUUUCCACGUAAAAUCUUCGAUUACGCAUCUAAGAGCUUUGAAUAGGCAAACAUGUAUGGGGUAAAUGUAGCCGAAAAUUCUCGAUCGUACAAUGAAAUCGAUGGACCGUGAGGAAUAAGAACGAAUCAGAAAAAAGCUUCACGACUAAUUGAUGAACGUACAAUUCAUGAACUUGUUUUCUUUUGAUAAAAUAUACACAAUUCAUUUUUCGAAACUGCUCGUCCAAAACCUCGUACACAGACCGAAUAGGCAUACAUACAAGCAUCACUGUUAAUAUUUGCCAAAGAUAAACGGAAACUGCAGUAUUUAUUGCUGUGAUUUAACGACGAAAAGAAGAUUCAGGAAAAAUAUAACUAUCGUCAUGACGCGUGGUUUUAGAGGAGAUCGUAAAUACCUCAGUUUUACCUCGCGAUUUUAAAACGCAUCAUGUCGUUAGUUGUUAUUAAAAGGCGUGUAGACAUUCAAUUUAUCUUUGUGUGGUAUUUUAGAGAUCGCAAUUGUUCCUUCGAACGUAACCGGAAAGUAGUUGUUCCCCCGUUGGAAAAACACUUUUACGAUUGGAUCGAUGAUAUUUUAGAGACUUUUUAAUGCUAGAAUGCAGUGUUUAGAAAACUAGAAGCAUACAGUAGUUCGUCAUUUGUAUAUUUUGGUGUGUACAGUACUCCGUUCAUCGUUCUCCUCAUUUCAAACGUUAUUGCAUCAAUGUGUCAAAAUAUUUCUAUACAUUAAUAUGCAGUAAUAUAUAUUCGUAUGUGUACAUUAUAUCAAUAUACAUAGAUACAUCGAGGGAUCGAUACAUUCAUAGGUUUCCAUCCUAAAAAAUAACCUCGCUCAAAAUAACCAUGAAAAAAAAAACCGAUGUACAGAAUAAUCGUGAUGAAUAUAACCGAUACACAAAAUAACUCUAAUAUUACAAAACAAACGAACAAAAACACACACACGAACCUACCAAUACGAAGGAAAAAAAAUUACAGGGUGGGUGAUCUCGAGACAUCUCGAGAUGUUAAAUGUAUUAAAAAGAAUAAAUUUAUAGUCAAGAAUUUCGAAUCGAGUAAUGAAAAUUCCGCAUAGGGUUUCACAUUUAUCCGCAAUCAAUAUUUCCAAUGAAUAUUUCACUUAUUUUCCAUAUUCCAGUAAUUACAAACUUAAAGUUAAUUUUAAAUGACGAUUAUUAUUCUCGUGGUUAUUUUAUUCAUGGAUUAUAAUUGUUCAUCGGUUAUUUUAUUCGUUGAUUAUUUGACCAGAUUAUUUUGAGCAAGGCUAUUCAGGCCGGACAGCACAUUCAUGUACUCGCAAAAUAAAGAUGAUCCGAAUGAGUGGACUCCCGGGGUGUUAUUUUUGUGCCAAACCACGAUCUCGUGGUGUAUAUUCGAAUGAAAAACGAGCGUUGUUUAUUGAAUUAAUCGACGGGCACAAGGGUUUAGGGCACGAGAGCAAUUUUCGGUGCUUGCCAGUAUUGUUUUUGCCUGCUCACGAUAAUUCAUUAAUUUACGUUUGUCAGCCAACGAUAUUCGAAUUGAUCAAGAUGCUUUGAAGAGAAAUCGAGCAAAAUGUCAUGAAAAAUAGUUAAUUAGUGCGCGGGAGUCGACAGUUGGACAUUCGUCUGAUUAGAUCUAAUUGCGAGAAACUGCAAAUGCUGCUAUAAUCCGAUGGUAAUUUAGGGAUUAAUUAACAAAGUAAUUGGGCGACGAUCGAAGAGAAAUAUUUCAGGUUGGAUAUUGUAUAUGUCGUGUCGCAAUCAUGUACUCCGCAUCGGCAAGUCAUACGUCCAAAUUUUUUAUAACGACAGGUGUAUUAGUAUUAAAAUUAAAAGAUAAAUGAAAAAAAAAAAAUGACCGAUUACUCGGAGCAACGUACAACAAUAAUACUCGGAUGAAAAUCUGCGAGGAAAGUCCAUAAAUGAGAUAGCAGUAAAAAAAAUAAAUACGCGAGAGAGAAGAAAAUAUUAUUCGAAGCUGACGAUCAUGGCGAUGACGCUGUUACAAUAGAUAUGAUAAUAAAUUAACGAAUAAUUUACGUCCAAAUGAAGUAGAACAAAAUGGAAAAUACAUUGGCGAAUGCGAGGCCCGUUGAUAGCCGUUAACGAUUAUAUUUUUUAUUCGGCCACUCAAUUAGGAACGCAAUGCACACAUUUUAAUCGUACAAAACAAUCGACUGAAACCGACGCGUAAUCAAUAUUAUGAUGAUACAAAAACCUGACGAGUCUUCGAAAGAUAUUCGAAAGUUUUCAAUCUUUUUCGUUUUCUCGCGGCAGACUUUUUGUCUGAGCUUUGAAAAAAUUGAAGUAGGAGACGCGUCCAUGUUUGCCGAUUAAAUAUAAUUGGCAAACUUCGACUUUGAGCUCGAGCGAAUAAGAGAGAUAAUUUUUGUUCCUGAAAAUAGAGUUAUUCUAAAAACUAAUUUUCGAAUUACGUCAUUAAACUUUCCAUUCUCUUAUUUUAUGCCAAAGAAAAACAUUUUCUUCCAACUCUUUAAUUCGAGUUCCUUUCAAUCCAACGCUUCCGUUAUAAUUACUCAAAAAAUAUGACAAACCCAAAAAAACGUUUCGCCUCAAUCGUACUUAGUCGAAGAAAAAGUACUUUCUCGACCUGAACCUCCCGUAUCUGAUUUCUCGUCUACCAUCGCUAAUGAAAAACGCUACACAACUGAAAAAUGAAAAUGGGAUUAAAUAAUAACUCUGUCAAUUUGGUGGUAUAAUAACGAUGACGAAUUUUCAUCACAAGUAUAUUGACGUUUGAAAAACUUUGUCCAUCUCGCUCGUUAUCCCAUUACUUUUCUAUGAUCGUUGAGCACGAAAUCAGGCGUGCAGCUCCCAUCGAUAUACUAUACUAUUGACCCCGAUUAAUAGAAAAAUAAACGCUGUUACAAUAAUAAACAACUCUUUAGAUUUACUCAGAGUAAAAUGUAUGUAUGAAAGAAUAAACCUGCUCAACUGGACCUACGUCCAUCACGAUGGUGAACUCGUUUUGUAGAAUAUUUUCCAUCAUAACAAGAUUCGAUUUUACGAUAAAUACACGUGUGUGUGUGUGUAUAUAUAAUAAGUGGGCAUCCAUCACUGACAAUGGGAUGUACAAUGAACUCAAAAUUUCCACGCUGUUUUUAAGGAUCGUUACCAUAUACACAGCCAAAUUCAAAAUUCACCCUCCACACAAUUUUUCAUUUUAUAUUAUCGCUACCUCGUAAUGCAAUAACGAAUAUGAAAAGGAAAGAGUUGAUGAAAGAAAUCCUUCGAUUUAAAUGUAGUUUAGAAAUGAAAUUUUGUUAGUGCAAAUCAAUUUCUACUGCUCACAUUUUUUUCCAAAAUUGAAAAGACUGUUUCAGCGAAUAUACUGUCCGCGUGUCCUCAAAGCAAAGCUUUUCUAUACGUAAACGUUUAGAGCUCACGACUUUCUAUGAAUUUUUACAAAACCGAAAUUUUAGAAAAAAAAAUUGUAUAUGGUAAAUAUCCUUAAUUGGAAAAGAAUCUAGAGAAAUAUUAUUUGGAAUAUCUGGAAUAUGAACAAGACGAAGGAACAAACGGAUUAUUGAUGUGUCACUGAAUGUUACUGUAAUAAAAUAAACCGUAAAAUGUAAGCACUAAUCGCAAAUCCGAUCCAAAUCCAGUGCAUAUUAUUAUUACCGAGCGAAAUAUAUUUGUUGAAUAAUCACCGAGUCAAUUUUUCGCAGUAACUAAACAUUUUAGUUUGGCUAGAGUUGCUUCGGCAACGAUAAAACCAAAGAUAAUAUUUAUGACGUUUUAUUUAGGUUCACUCGGAAUAAUUGUUAAACUGUUGAUCAAGAAUAAAUAAGGGCGAAAAAACAAUGGAAAUCGAAAAAAAUAAUAAUACUACGUGAAAAUAAUAAUCACUGAAUCACUUGGUUAUAUUCGUUCGUCGUUACAUGAAAAAUAUUUACAUGUGCGCUUAGUAAACGACAGCGACAAAAAAUGGCAUGAAGUGAUCAAUUGUUGGCAAACUAUAAAUGUACCUAUUACGUACAUUAGUUUUAGUAAAACGUACCGAUGGUGUGAUAUGAUGUGAAUAACUGCAAAGCCGUUCAAUUACAAAUCAAUUUCAUUAUUCGCUGGAGAAUAAAUAAGCUCAAAGCACGUUUGUAGAAUUCUUCCACGCCAUACAUUUGUAUACUCUCAAUUUUUACCAAAUGUCUUUCUGGCCAAAAAAUACUUGUUUUCAACCUAUUUUUCAUGAAAUUGUAUACCAUUAAUCCGUUAGAUUGAUAUUCGAUUAGCGAUCCACAAACCUAUUUUAUUAAUGAUUCUUUUACCAUAUUAAUAUUAUCGAUGUAUUCCAUUGAAAAAUACAUUUUGUUUCAACCAAA
Venturia canescens is the source of this 6702-nucleotide messenger RNA. RefSeq lists its product as uncharacterized. Lineage: Eukaryota; Metazoa; Arthropoda; Insecta; Hymenoptera; Ichneumonidae. The transcript is spliced from 7 exons. The coding region runs from base 348 to 1808 and encodes 486 amino acids. The record is from RefSeq and is a predicted model, not a curated record.